Molecule: messenger RNA, 657 nt
Organism: Ambispora gerdemannii
Lineage: Eukaryota; Fungi; Glomeromycota; Glomeromycetes; Archaeosporales; Ambisporaceae
Source: the annotation of a GenBank genome assembly
AUGUCGCAAAAACUCUCUUCCACUUGCUAUUCCACUUCAUCGGUCUCAAAAACCAACUUACUCUCUUCUUUGUCCUCUCCUUCCCGUUCCACAAAAAAACGUUCCAUAGAGAUACAAGCACCUACAGUUCUGACAUGCUUGACUCCAAAAACCUGUCAACUCAUAACAAUAGAAUACUCCAUUCACGCGUGUUCUUCUCGUCUCUCGCGAGAACUCGAGAAAGUUUUUCCCGAGGUUGCGGCAGACUUGGGUCGGUGUCUUGUUGUGCCUACCUUUCAAAAAUGUGAACAUGAUCUUGUAGGUGUCGGGCCUUUAGUUGAUAAGGAAAGGGAUGCAAAAUUGGAAGCCUUUAUUGAAUGGGGAACAUCAAUUUGUGAAAAACUGCGACAGUAUGGGCAUUGGGCGGAUAUUACAGAUCCAGCUUCGGGAUUUCCUGUUUUUUCUUCGCCUGGCCCAUCAAUGUAUCCGGAUGUAGAGGGCGCGCAACAACUCUUAAAAUACGAUGUGCAAAACGCCGGAUGUUGUCAUAUUCUACUUCACCCACAAUGGGGAAGUAAAAAUUAUCCGGCGACAUUAUUCACGACUGCCGAUGCUGACACGUUGAAAAAUGUGAUUUCCGAUUGUUUUAGAACGGAAUCAUCGAAAGAAUCAUACUAA